Rhipicephalus sanguineus (brown dog tick) is the source of this 2044-nucleotide messenger RNA. RefSeq names its product inversin. The record is from RefSeq and is a predicted model, not a curated record. Lineage: Eukaryota; Metazoa; Arthropoda; Arachnida; Ixodida; Ixodidae. The transcript is spliced from 14 exons. The coding region runs from base 119 to 2044 and encodes 641 amino acids. Gene Ontology annotation, molecular function: protein binding.
CGAAGGCGGGAGUUUAUUGACCAAAAAGCAAGAACAUUGGUAUGAGCUUGCUGGUGUUCUCUGUGCUAUCACUGAGUACUGAGUGAUAGUUGUCGAGGUUUCUGGAAACUCCGACAACAUGGAAACGCCUGGUGAGGACCGGUCUGAGCUGCACCUCUGUGCGCUCAGAGGCAUCUGGUCUGAUAUCCAGCCUGGGUUGCUGGAACCAGGGAAGCUGGAGGUGCGGGAUCGGUUGGGCCGGACUCCACUCUUCCUCUGUGUCAUGCUGGGUGAUAGCCAGGGGGCACAGAUGCUGCUUCGUGCCGGUGCUAGGCCUGACCAUGGUGACCAUGCUGGGCAGACACCGCUGCACUUAGCUGCACGAAAGGGCCACCGGAGCCUGGUGCGCCUUCUGCUGUCUGCUGGUGCGCCCUGGACUAGAGGGGAUGUGCAUGGAUGCACACCGCUGCACUGUGUGGCCACAGUCAGCUUGCCUCAGGCACGCAGUGUCUUGGCCAUGCUGCUCGAGUGCAUGGAUGCCAGCCAGGUUGACCUGCAGGACAAGCUUAAGCAAACAGCAUUGCACAAGAGUGCCCUUGCCUGUCACUCGGAGAACAUGCUGGCAUUGCUCAGGAAGGGUGCGAACCCGUUGAUGCAAGAUAUUGAUGGCCGUACUGCACUCCACCUGUGUGCUGCUUCUUCGCAGCCAGCUGCAUUGGGAUGUACAAGUCUGCUCCUGGAUGCUGAGCCGUUCCUAACAAGCUGGCAAGAUUACCACGGCUGCACGCCUCUUCAUCUUGCUGUGGCUUCUGGCUCCGUGGCUGUUAUUGAUUUACUGACUCAGCGAAGCAGCAGCGAGGUGAACGCACUAGAUGAUCUCUUCCGGACGCCAUUGCAUUGGGCGGCGAUCUUAGGGCGCCUGGAAGUGUGCCGUCUACUGCUUGAACGGUGUGCAGACGCGUCUCUCACCGACCGGGCAGGGGCCACACCCUUGCGGUAUGCUUGCACCUCCGACGAAGCAGGCACGUUGGUCCCACUGCUGCUGUCGCACCACCACGCCGUCGAGAACGUGGAUUUGGCUCUCAAGGGUGCUGCCCUCGCGGGGAAUGUGGCAGCUGUGCGUGCACUGCACUGCUACGAGACUCACCCAGAAGCUGCAGGCAAGUGGAUAUCAUACCUAUUCCGAGUCCCAAUUUUUGGGGGCCUUUCACUCACUGCUGGCUUAACGGUACGAAAUGCAGCGGUGCUGGCUGCAGCCGCGAGAGGCCACCUCGAGGUGCUUCAGUGGAUGCUGGACGUGUGCGGCGACCCUCAGCAGCCACCGAGUCAGCUGACGCCUUUGAUGGUUGCUGCCUGUGGGGGACACGGCGGCUGCGUGCUUGCCCUGCUGGACGUCGGAGCCAGCGCUCACGCUGUGGACGCGGGUGGACGCAUCGCCCUGCACUGGGCAGCGGUUGGUGAACAAGCGUCCAUCUGUCGCCUGCUUAUACAGCGUGGUUGCCGUGUUGAUGCAUCUGACAACCAAGGGCGCACAGCACUGCACUAUGCCAGCAGCCGGGGCUCAGCCGAGUGUGCGAGUGUCUUGCUUCAAGCGCACGCCAAUCCAAACCUCACUGAUGCACAGGGCCGGACAGCGUUGCAUUGGGCAGCGCGUUGCGGCAGCGUGGCCGUGGCUGAGUUGCUGUGUGCGAGUGGGGCCCUGCUGUCUGUGCCAGACCUCACUCGGCACAGGAGGACUGCACUGGACGAAGCAAGCAUGCACGAGGAACUCUGCGGAUGGUUGCGUUCCCGGGGCGCUGUUGGCGCACGAGAAAUACGCCAUGGUGCAGCCUUCGUUAUUCAGGUAUUACAGUUACUCAUCUUUUCAGCUUUGCGAGUUCCUGCCAACGACUCAGCAUCCAUGGAUGCUUCAGACUCCAACGAAUAUCCAGCGGACCCAGACGAUGGUUCCUGGUUCACUGCUACCCGCCGACGCAAGCCAAAGACCACAACGAAUUCUGCACCCGCGCCCGAGCCUGCCAAAAAUCAGGUGACCCCACGGCCACCCCCCCCUACCUGUGGAUGA